Cydia amplana is the source of this 3055-nucleotide messenger RNA. RefSeq lists its product as uncharacterized. NCBI's taxonomy places the organism in Eukaryota, Metazoa, Arthropoda, Insecta, Lepidoptera, Tortricidae. Bases 1 to 3054 code for a protein of 1017 amino acids. Gene Ontology annotation, molecular function: zinc ion binding; metallocarboxypeptidase activity. Gene Ontology annotation, biological process: proteolysis. The transcript has 12 exons. The record is from RefSeq and is a predicted model, not a curated record.
AUGGCGCAAUGCCAAUCACUCUUGAUUGCAAACAUGCAGUUUAAACUACUGUUUUUUGUUUUGCUUUUUGCCGCAACAGCUUGUGCUGAACCGAAAAGCUAUGAGGGCUAUAAAGUUUACAAAGUUGUUCCCAAAACAGCUCAUGAAGUGGAAAGUCUGCUGAAAGUGAAAAUAAGUGGUAUAGUCGAGUUUUGGGAUGAGGGUGUUGAUGUAAACCACAAUGUGAAGAUAACGGUGUCACCAGCACAUGAAGCAGAGUUUAUUGAAAUUCUACAAAGAGAUAAUAUUGAAGCGACGCUAGUCAUUGAUGAUAUGCAAAGAGCCAUCGAAGACCAGAUAGAUCCUGUCUCCAGACGUAAAGGAAGCGGAAGCAGCGGUGGUAGACCCAGUGGUGGUAGUAGUGUAAGUGGUAGACCAGGGUCUACCGGUAGCAGCAGCAGUGGUACAGGAACCACCGGCAGCAACGGCUUUUUAACCUAUUACGCGUAUACAUCUAGAAGUCAUCGUAACAGAAGAACGUAUCAACGUAAUGCCGAUACAUUAUUCUCAUUCACAUGGGACAAAUACAACACAUUAGAUACCAUAUAUUCCUGGCUUGAUGAGUUAGCAGAGGCUUUCCCAAACAUUGUAAAAACUGUAGUCAUGCCAGGUCAAAGCGUAGAAGGCAGACAGAUCAAAGGAAUCAUCAUUGACUAUCACCCAGAGAGAACGGAGAAGAAAAUUGGUAUGUUUGAGGGUGGGCUUCAUGCUAGAGAGUGGAUUUCACCAGCAACUGUUACAUGGAUAAUUAAAGAGUUUUUGGCGAGCGAUGAUCCUCAAGUUGUAGCGUUGGCUACUAGUUUCGAAUGGCAUAUCUUCCCUGUUGUCAACCCUGAUGGAUACUCUUAUACCUUCACAGACCGAAGACUGUGGAGAAAGAACCGCAGCAGGCUUAAUUUCACGUCCUGUGUGGCGUCUGGUGUUGAAGAUGACUUGAGCAAUGGCGUUGAUCUGAAUAGAAACUUUGAUUUUGAAUGGAACACGGAGGGAACAUCAGAAGAUCCCUGUUCGAACCUUUUCCCUGGGCCAUCACCAGCAUCAGAGCCUGAGACUCAAGCCAUACAACAAUAUGUCCUGAAUCUAAGGCAGCAAGGAGAGAUCAUUUACUACAUUGCAUUCCAUUCCUACACUCAGUUGAUCAUCGUACCAUACAGUCAUCUGAAUUCGAACUGGGUGUUGCAGAUUCCAGAUUUUGCUCAAAUGUUUGAAAUAGCUGCGAGAGCGGCUGACGCAUUAGCAAGCAGGAACGGCACUACAUACAGAGUUGGUCUUUCAGCGGACGUUAUGUACUUGAUGAGCGGUACGAGUUUCGACUGGGUUAAGAGCAACGGUGUUCCAGUAUCUUACCUAAUAGAACUUCGAGAUGUGGGCGAAUAUGGUUUCCUGUUACCGGCAGAACAAAUCAUCCCGAACAAUCUGGAAAUCAUGGAUGCUUUACUUGAGAUGGACAGAGCGACAAGAGAUCUAAAUAUUUACACGCGAGAAUCUUCUGCGGGGUCCGUUGUGACUUCAAUGAUUUUGGUGGCAUUUGGUGUUAUAAUCACUGUUAUCUAUAACAUUAGGAAACACGACCUAAAUAUUUUAUAUUUAUGCGUGAUUAAAACAAAUCACACGUAUUCGGAAGGAGUUAAAAUGGUUUUCAAAGUAAUAGCCCUUUUAGGGCUCUUAGCCUUAGCAAAUGCUAUGGUGAGCUAUGAAAACUACAAAGUUUACAAUAUUGUGCCGAAGUCAGAAGCUGAAGUGCAAAUGCUUAAUGAUCUGAAGAAAGACGGUUAUGAAUUCUGGACGGAGAUAUUGGAAGUUGGCAGCGAAGUGAGAAUAAUGGUGGCCCCUGUUGAAGAUGAGCAGUUUUCGAGUUACGUCAAAAGAGUAAAUCUUGACGCGAAGGUUAGCAUUGCUAAUGUGCAAGAGUUAAUAGACGCUCAACUGAAGACCGCCAUCCCCAAUGCUAAUUCUCGCAGCAGUACACUGGGUGGCAUGUCUUGGGACAGAUUCUACGGCUUGGAUAACAUCUACAACUGGUUGGAUGAGCUAGAAACUCUUUACCCUGAUGUGGUCACUACUGUCAAUAUUGGGACCACUUUCGAGAACCGUCAGAUUAGAGCCAUCAUGAUUGACUUCAAGCCUGGUCAGAGAGGCGAAAGACCUUUGACGGCGAUGAUUGAAGCAGGCCUUCAUGCCAGAGAAUGGAUUUCACCAGCCACCGCUACAUGGAUCAUCAAAGAAUUUCUGACAAGUGAUGACCCUGCAGUUAGGAGCAUGGCGGAGACAUUUGUGUGGCAUAUUAUUCCCGUUGCUAACCCUGAUGGAUAUGAUUAUACUUUUACAAAUGAUCGAAUGUGGAGGAAAAAUCGAAACACCGCCAACCACGUCAUGUGUGGAACUAAUGCCGAUGCAGGCAACGGUAUUGACUUGAAUAGGAACUUUAACUUCCAAUGGAUGGUCACUGGAGCCUCAGCUAACCCGUGUGAUCAGACCUACGCCGGCCCCUCUGCUGCCUCCGAGCUUGAGACCCAAUCCAUCUCCAACUACGUCCUCGCACUGCAGAGGACUAGCGAGAUCAUCUACUACCUGGACUUCCACUCAUACUCGCAAAUGAUCCUAGUACCGUACAGCCACGUGAGCGGCAUCGACGUACUGCAAGCUCCUAACUACGGUGAUAUGUUUGAAGUCGCUAUCCGCGCUGCAGAUAAGUUGGAGGCCAGGCAUGGAACACGCUACGCUGUCGGCACAUCCCUAGAAAUUUUAUAUGCUGUAACUGGUUCAAGCUUUGACUGGGUAAAGGGUGUCGUGGGCGUGCCGAUUGUGUACCUCUUCGAAUUAAGAGACGUCGGCUUGUACGGGUUCCUACUGCCCCCAGAAGACAUUAUCCCCAAUAAUGAGGAAAUCAUGGACGCGCUCCUAGAACUGGAUAGGGCGACCAAACAGUUGGGUUACUAUACUGGCGCAGGGACUGUUUUCAGUUCUGUUGUGUCUUUGGUUAUUUCUGCGUGUAUGUUGGUAUUGCUCCAAUAAU